AGACGCAAUGUUGAUGUUCGACAAACAAACAAAUCGACAUCGAGGUUUCGGCUUUGUCACAUUUCAGAGCGAAGAUGUCGUCGAUAAAGUUUGCGAAAUUCAUUUCCACGAGAUUAACAAUAAAAUGGUGGAAUGCAAGAAGGCGCAACCGAAAGAAGUGAUGCUACCCGCCAACCUGGCUAAGACCCGCGCGGCUGGCCGCGGCGCUUACGAUUUUAUGUGGUCUCUGGGUGCUCUUCCAGACGGUUUCCCAGCCGCCGCUUACGCAGCGUACGCGGCCGGCCGUGGUUACUCGGGCUACCCUAGUUUCGGACUACCCUACCCCACAGUUGACUUAACCAACGGACAACUGACACCGAACAAUAACACACCACUGCUGACUCAGGCCUUGUCAGUGAUGAACAACUACCAGGCGGCCGCGGCGGCCCAGGGCUUCGGCCCGCCAGCCUCCCCGCACGCCGUGGCGCAGGGCACGCGCGGCGCCCCCUUCCCCGCCGCCUCCAGCCCCGGUCCCGCCCUCGACAUGUACAGCGGCGGCGGGGCGCCUGGCGGGCCCCAAGACAGCGGCGUCGGCUACGUGCAGGCGGCCAGCCCGCAGCCCUCCACCUUCCCGGCCAUCGCGGUCAGUCGGGCGCCGCUCAACUACAGUCCGGUGAGUCUCAAAGUUGUUCCAGGGCCCGCUGAUUCCGGCAGCUUUUACCAACGGCUACCACUGAGCUGCCUGUGGCGCCCCACCUAGAACCGCCCCCACCCGGUCCUCAUCGGCAGCUGCAGCUGUGAUCGCCAAGCCAUCACGACCCAACCUGCACUUGUACAUUCACUUCUAUAUUAUGUAUAUUGAUAAUGAUAUAUAUAUUGAGUACUUCUUGGCACCCGCUGAGCGGUUAACACUUGUUGUUGUAUAUGUUUGGUGUUCGCGACUUUCGUUCGUGUCACACGAGCAAGCGACCACUACAAGAACACUAUCUUUGAAGGUAAUCGAUUCUUAAACUGUUUUAUUUUUGCUUAAAUGCUUCUAAUUUUAGGUAUAUUAAAUGUAGAUUCAAAAGACAACUUGUUUAAUCCAAACAUGAUAGUUAAAAGAACUUCUAAAAGCAUCACAACCAUAGGCAUUUAACAAAGAAGUCAAAACUAUUUAGAGUACCUCGAUCCAUACUGUAGCUAUGGGGCAUCCGUAAAGUGGGAAUUCAUGUCGACACAGCAAUUCAAGGGCGUGCUAUAAAUAUUUUAAAUUACAUUACUUACUUAUACAAACAUUUCAAAAAUACAAUCAGUUACUACAAAUCAUUAUUACAAAAAAAAUAUAAAAACAUAAAUGUAUAGCUAUACGAUCUUGAAUUCCCAUAUAAUAUUACUAUAAUAGAGAUAAAUUAAAAUUAUUUUAUUUACAACCACAUAUAUAAUACUGACAUUACUGACUUUUAAAAAAUUUGAAAGUGUCAAAUUAUCUACAUUUUUUCCCUCUUCCAUUUCCCUCACCCAUUUCCUUCAUCCCCAUUUCCCUCACUCGGUUUAUCGUAUUUCUCGACUCAUUUAAAAUCUUGUAAUAUCUUUAUUAAAUACUUAUCUAACAUCAACAAAAAUAAACAAGGAGAUACAAUAAUAAUUGAAUAUUUUAAUACAUUUAUUUGUUGAUGAUAAAAAUGCUAGACUUCUUUGGCUUAAAACCUACAUCUUGGCGUUUUAAAAAAGCGACCAGUUUGUGAGAUUUUGAUAUGUCAGUCUUUUCCCUUAAUUCUAGCAUUGUCUGUAUCAUGUUGUACGUACCUCAAAGAGUAGAUGGCUUUUUCCGCCUUGCCAUGUCGGUAAAAUAUGCCAUCAAGACUAUCUCCGAAGCAAU
Sitophilus oryzae (rice weevil) is the source of this 1840-nucleotide messenger RNA. RefSeq names its product RNA-binding protein Musashi homolog Rbp6 (gene Rbp6). Lineage: Eukaryota; Metazoa; Arthropoda; Insecta; Coleoptera; Curculionidae. The record is from RefSeq and is a predicted model, not a curated record. The coding region runs from base 8 to 739 and encodes 243 amino acids. Gene Ontology annotation, cellular component: cytoplasm. The transcript is spliced from 8 exons. Gene Ontology annotation, molecular function: nucleic acid binding.